AUGGAAACGACCUUUGAAUCAAUGAGAUGCCCUGAUGACCAUAAAGUAGCAUGCACGGCAUAUGUACUGCAAAAAGACACAGAAGUGUGGUGGGCAGAUAAUAAACCGAAUAUGAACCUAGGAGAGGGGAUCACAACAUGGGAAACCUUUAAGGAAGCCUUCCUGAAAUAUUACUAUCCAAAGAAAACCCGUAUAAAGAAACAACAAGAAUUUAACCACCUGACCCAAGACAAACGCACGGUGGAUCAGUAUGAUCAGGAAUUCAUGAGAUUAAGAAGGUUCGCACCGUCACUAGCAGACACUAAAGAGAAACAGACGGAGAAAUUUGUGUUGGGGUUGAACCCGAAGGUCCGCUGCAUGUUGGAGGCAUUUAACCCAAAAACUUACAAAGAGACCUUGAGAAUAGCCAAAGCUCUGGAGGAACCUCUGGAGGAAUAA
Messenger RNA from Cucurbita moschata (crookneck pumpkin), 438 nucleotides. RefSeq lists its product as uncharacterized. The record is from RefSeq and is a predicted model, not a curated record. The transcript has a single exon. Lineage: Eukaryota; Viridiplantae; Streptophyta; Magnoliopsida; Cucurbitales; Cucurbitaceae. Bases 1 to 438 code for a protein of 145 amino acids.